This is a messenger RNA of Lates calcarifer (barramundi perch), 8878 nucleotides long. It is a transcript of the gene aard, whose product is annotated as ankyrin repeat domain-containing protein 26. Gene Ontology annotation, molecular function: protein binding. Lineage: Eukaryota; Metazoa; Chordata; Actinopteri; Centropomidae. Bases 50 to 8119 code for a protein of 2689 amino acids. The transcript has 33 exons. The record is from RefSeq and is a predicted model, not a curated record.
UUUGAUAGUUGCAUUUCUAUGACAUCUUUCUCUCCUUCUAUUUUUUUAAAUGCCUCAAACAGACAGGACAGCUGAGCAGGAGAAAAGCAAACACUCAGGGCAGCCAUCAAGCAGUAAAGCAACAUCAUAUUCUCGCGAGGAAAACCCAGAAGCAGAGGACUCUGAGGAGGAAGUUGGAGAAGAGGAGGAGGAUGAGGAGGAAGAUGAUGAUGACGAUGAUGAUGAAGAUGAGGAGGAUGAAGAAGAGGAAGAGGAGUAUGAGGAUGAUGAAGAAGAAGAUGAUGAGGAGGAAAGCGAAGAGGAGGAUGGGGAAGAAGAUGAAGAAGAGAAUGACUGUGAGGAGGAGGAUGAUGACAACUGUGUGGCUUCUGUUGAGGUCAACACUACUGAGCAUGAAGAUAUACAAAAAUCCUCUGUUACUAAGAUUACUGAAAGUGCUGAUACUCAAAACAUACCUGACCAUGACAUCUCUUAUAACAGUGGAACAAGUCCUGGUAAUGUUGAUGCCUCGGGGGCAAAUGCCGAAACAGAGACUCAAAAUACUGACCUUGUCUGCCCAGUUGGAACAGCAAGUUAUGCAAUGGCAGCGACAUUAAAUGUAGAGGAAGAUUGUGUCGUGUCAGCCAUUAGGGUGGAAUCUAAGUUUUCUGAUGAAGAUGACAGCCUUGGAAAAGAAUGGUCAUCACGCCAAAACAUAAUUUCAGACCCAGGUUCAACAGGAGGUCCUGUAAGGCAUGGCACCGAGCCUCUCUCACCUAGAAAGGUUAAGGAAGAGGAAGAGUUUGAGAGAGAAAUGGAAAAGGAUGAUGAUGACUCCUGGAGCAAUAAACAAAACAGUAAUGACAUGGUAUGGAAUGACAGUGAUGAUGAAGAAGAUAAUCAAACAGGGAGAUUUGGUCGCAACACCAUACUUGCUAAUCGAAAGGAUGUGUUACCUAAGGUUGAAGCAGUAAAUACAGACAGCACGUCUGAUGCUGAAGAUGAUGCUGGAUCAAACAAAGAAGGCCUCAAAGAAGAGAAACGCAGGUCCUCAUGGGGCUCUUCAUUAGAGGACAGCGACAGUGACCUGCCCAAAGGAGACGAGGUCAAGAAGGAUAUACUUGAUCAGAAAAGUGACAUUCAAGCAUCAGGUUUACAACAAGAAGCCGCAACACUGCAUGAGAAAAGCAUAUUACCUCAACCAAGUGAAGACCAUGUAGAUACGUCAGCUCCAGCUGUACCAUCUCCAAAACAUGUCUCACCCAAGAAAAUGCUAAAGGAACCAAAAUCUUUUGUAGGACCAUGUUUAGCAAGCUCCCCUCAGGUUGCAGGUAAAGCAACAGUAGAUGAAUCAGAGUGGGACUCUUCCUCUAACAAUAAUGACCAAAAUGAUAAUGGCUCCUUCACUAAAGGUGAAGUGGUGUCAUCACUUUCUAAAACAAAUGUACCAUCAAACAGAAUGGGAGAGCAGUACUGUUCUGAUGACUCUUGGGAAGAAGAUAAAGAAAGUAUUGAUAAAGCAUCAAAUGACCCCUCCCCUGCAGUGUCACCAACACCCGAGGAUGAAAAUACAACCAAAAAACAAAUACCAGAUAAUGAUGAUGUUGAGUCAGUUGGUCAGUCAUCACAAAUGGAAGGGAAAUUAGAUCCAGAAAAUGAGAAAGGUGAUGAUAGUACCUGGGAUGAUAAAGAUGAAAGUGAUGAGUCAGAAAAGCAGCAGACAAUGAAGACAAAGGAUGAUGAAGUUGCAGAUUGUGGUGAAGCCUUGAACAUGCGGAUUUCUACCCCAGCCAAUUUGCAGUCACCAAAGUUGAGGCCUACAAGUGUAGGUGUGGGAGAUGACUCUGAUAAUAUGCUUGAUGGAUGCCUUCGUGGAGGCGACAAGGCAGAUGAUGAGCAUGAAGCUAGAUUAGCAGCAUAUGUUCCACUAGAAAAUAAAAAUGCUAUUGUUCCUCAGAGAAGAGAGUCAUCAGAUGACCUUGAUAGAGAGCCAAAGCAGGAAAAUAUUUUUUCCCACCCACCCACCAAAGAAGAUGUCACUGUUGGUCAAUGCCAUGUUUCAGACAGAAGCACAUUUUCUGAUGAAGUAUUACCUCAGACUGACAUUGAUGAUGUAGAUUUAGACUCACCUGAUGAAGCAGACAGCAUAGGCAUAAGAAAUCAGCAGCUCAGAAACAUUGACGAACCUAUAAUUCAGAAAGAAGAUUCCACUCAGGAUGAAGAUGAAGAUGAGGAUGACGAUGAAGAUGACGACGACAACGACAAUGACAAAGGGGAGAUGAGAGAUGAUGAUGAGGAGGAAGUGGAAGGAGACAUCUCAGAUGACAAUGAUCAGCCUGAAAACAGUGGAGAGUCCCUUGACACCACUUCACCUGUUCCUGAAACCGAAGUCUCAAAAGAUAAGAAAAGAGAUUUCCGGUCUGAGCUGGGUCUCGAGAAGGGAGAGGAAGAGCAAGAUUCUUGGGACUCUGAGUCCCAUUCUGAAAAUGCCAAUAUGCCACAUGAAGAGAAACAAAGCUUGCAUACUCAGGAUCAAGAAGAGAUGUCCACUGUUGAAGAAGAAAUUAGAGAAAACUUGUUUUAUAUUCCCUCUUUUCUAAGAGGGGAAAGAGGCAAUAGGAUGGCAGUUCUAGUUCCUCGGAGGAGUGUAGAAAGGCCAAGAGGCGGCCAGGGAGAGGUUGGAACCAAGGAUAGUGGUGAUAAUGGAAGAGAACAUGUUGUUAAAGAUGAUACUACACAGAGAGAGACUGAGAAAGCAAAAUGCCUGUCACUUAGUGUUUGGAGCAAACUUGAAGGAGAUAAGGACCGAAAGACAGACCUAAUAGAAGAGCUUGGUGUGGGUGAUAUUGAUGAUCUUGAAGAUGCAUCAGACUGGGACUCGGCCAGUACAACCAGUAAGAAAACCCUGCCUGGCCGCAGAAUGGCCUCCCCCGGACUUGAGGAGUUUCCAGAAUCCACCAUUCCAUCUGUUAAAGAGCAGGAUGAAGCUGUCGCUCCAGUAGCACCCUUGACACCUCAGAGGAGCAUCAACUCUGAUGUGGGAUUGCCCAGCACACCCACUCAACUCAUACCCCAUCCUCAACCUCGAGCAAGGAAAAUGGUGCUUCAGAAACCAGAGAGUGAAGAAGAGUCAGAUUGGGAACCAGACAAUUUGGCAUCAUCUUCCAUUAAAUCCAAAAUUGACAAUCAGCUGCAAAACAUAGCUGAGCUUCAGGCAGUUGAUAAACCAGGUUCUCCUGAGCUUUCAGCAAUGGCAAGAGAAAGUAAAAGUAACCAAGAGUCUGAUGAGCAUCAACAUAAGGAGAAAGAUAAUGCAGGAGAUAAUUGUGAGUUAGAUUUAAAAAACCCAUGGGCAUCUGGGCAUCACAUGGGCUCUGACAGAGGAGAAAUGGAUAACGACUUCCGAGAUCAGUGCACUCCUGAAGAAAGAAGUGAAGCAGGUGAUGACGUUCCAUGGGAGAAACGUUACGAGAAGCUCUGGGUAGAGGUGGAGAAACGGGAAGUAAAAUCCACCUUCAAGAAUGUUGCUGGUGAAUUAAAAGAGAAGUUUGGGGAACUGCUUAAAUCAACAUGUCCCACAGAAAAUGUUGCAGAAGAAGAACAGGCCACAGCUGAAUCUACUUCUGCAGAAGAGUCAAGUGAGGAAGAGGAGGGGGAAAUCAUUGUGCGCCCCACAGCCAGAGCAAGGAGUACUGUCCUUCUUACUAUACCUGAGCAGAGGGAGUCUGGACUGGAAGACUCUGACCUUUGUGAGUCAACUGACAACUCUCUGUGUGAAAAAAGGAUGCAGGUCUGUCAGCCCCUGGUCAGCGACAACAGCCAGCCUCAGGAGGCAUCAGAUCUACUCACUGAUGAUGUUCUGGAGUGCAGGUCUCCCUCACCACAACUCACCACAGCACAGGCAGAGAGCAACAUAGAUCAUGCUACCACAGCUUUUACUGAUGAACACACCAUACCCAUUUCUGAUAUUGACUCUAGCUCAAUCUUAAAAGAUGAGACCAAACUUGGGAUGUUCCACAAGCAACAGACAGACUCAAUCUUUAAGGACAAAACUGCUGAUCUAGAUGAAGCUGAGAAGAACAAUGCAAGUUCAGAGGAGAAACCUGAGGAGAUCACAAAGUCUUGCCCCCAUUCCCUAAGCAGACAGUCAGCAUCUAUCCAGGGUGUCUCUGAUGAGGAGCUGGAAGAGGACGUGGAAAGGUUUAAAUUUAAGGUUGGCAAAGAGACAGCAAGGACUGAAAUGGAAGUGCAAAAAUCCAGUGCUUCCUGGGAUGCUGGCGGAACGACAUUGGAUGAAGUGGGUACUGAGAAACCUGAGAUCAGGUUAGGAUGCCUGUCAAGUCAAGCUGGAGCAGUUCACCAGGAACAGCAGCCUGCAGCCACCAAGAGCACCAACGGGGCUCCAGUGCAAUCGCAUCUCCCACUCCAGCAGACCUACUAUAGCAACAAACAGGAGAGACAAGCUGUAGAGGAGAGGACAUUAAAGCUGGAGCUGGUCAGAGGGGCCCGGCACAGCAGAGCCCCUCAGACCAACACCCAUGUUAAUGGAGAUCCUCUCUCUGUGUUUGACGAUAGCACUUUAAGUGAAGUGUCGGACGAUGAAGAAAGGUUGCCUACCAGUGGACAACAGAAAAAUGAGAACCCUGAAGAGGUGGAGAUGGCAGAAGACUUUGAUGAACUCACUCAGUCAUCAGACACAGCCACAGAUGACAUCGACUCUCCUACUUCAGGCUAUCGGCACGCAUCCCUCCUCAUUCAGAAGCUGGACUCAGCCACUUUAGACUCCAGGAGCAUGGUGAAGCUACAGAACAUUUUUCAUGAAUAUGAACGCUCCAUCCAAAAGGCAAGGAGUCGCCAUGGGUACUUGGCUGACAAGGUGAGCCAGCUGGAAAUGGAGAGAGCGGAGUUAAAAAGCUCUCUAGAGGAAGUUAAAGACGUUAAGUCUGCCUUGGAGCGCAACCAGCUGGAAUUGCAGACCGAAGUCACAAACCUCAAAUUUCAGUUGAAACAGGAGCAGGAAAAUCGACGCAAUGCCACCAUGAUGUACAACACCACCAGAGAUAAGCUGAGGAGGACGGAGGAGCAGCACCAGUUAGAGGUUCAGGAAAGACAGAAGGUGGAGCUCACCCUCAGGAACCUGGAGCUAGAGAUGAGGACUCUGAUCAACAACAUGAAACAGCUUGAAGACGACCUUGGUGAGACCCAAAGGCUGCUGGCUCAGGAGCGCAGUGCAAGGACACUGCAGGAGAAUCUGCUCAACAGCCAUCUCCGUAAGCAACAAGAGAUCGAGGAGGAGAACAAAAGAAAUAUAAGCAAGAGCAAUGAGGCCUUGUCUCAGCUCACUGAGGCCAGUGACAGGGAGAGAGAGUUGCUACAGCAGACUGCUACCUUACAGGAGCAGCUGACCAUCCUUAGAACAGACCUUGAGCGUUCGCAGGCCAGCAGCAGUCUCAAAGAGAGCCACAUUUUGGAGGAGAACGAGACCCUCAAGGAACAGCUAGAAGAUGUUCGACGAGAUCUUAAACUCAACAAUGAAGCCCUGACACAAACUGUCUUCAAUUGCAAUAACCAAGUGACCAGUGUAAAGUCUGAGUUAGCUAUGUUAACAACCCGCCUGGAAAAUGAGCGACAGACUCGCGAAACAUUGGAGGUAGAACUAGAGUCUACUCGUACCCGCCUGGCUGGUGCAGUAAAGGAGGCUGAGCAUUGCCUGGCAGUUCACAAAGACACAGAGAAAGCUCUUCUCCGGGAGAAAGAGGAACACCAGCGUCUUAAAGACAGACUCACAGGUGAAGCAGCCAGUCAGCGUGAGACAGUCAGCAGCCUUUCCCAGAAGCUGGCCAAGGCAGAGGCUCGAGCAAACAGCAUGGAGAAUGAAGUUCAUCGGGUCACACUGCAGCUGACAGAGAAGGGCCUACUGCUGGAUGUUCUACAACGGGAGAAGGACCAGGCAACUGCACGUGUCAAGGAGCUAGAGAUGGCUCUGCAGGCAGAGAAGGAGCUGGUCAGCCGUGCUAGAGCUCAGCAAGAGGCCACACAGGAGCGGCUAGCCCAAGCCCAAAGUGAGAGUAUGUUAUUACGGCAACAGUUAGAAGAGGCCCAGAACAAAGGUGUUGCAAAGGAGCGUGCUGUGACAGAUGCCCAAGAGCGCUUCAGCGACAUUCUGACCAAGCUGCGCUCCGACAGCGAAGAGAGGGUACAACUAGUGGAGGAGAGAAACAAGGAGCUCGCCAGUAAGGCUGCUGAUCUCAGAGAUCAGAUCUACAAGUUGGAGGAAGAGAAGAACGAAAGAGAGACUAGUCUAAGGCAGCUGCAGCAGGAGCUAGCUGACUCACUCAAGAAGCUGUCAAUGAGUGAGGCUUCUCUGGAGGUUAACACGCGUUAUCGCAAUGACCUGGAGGAGGAGAAAGCCCGGCUCCUUAAAGACAUGGACAGGCUUAAAGUAAAGCUGGAGGAAAGCGAAGACCGCUUUGUGCAGGCUGAGAGGCGUAUCAACAGUUUUAAGAGCAGUCUUGAUGAGAAAGAAAAGGAAAUCAACACUGCUGCUCAGAAACUGCAGGAGGCGCUGUCUGCCUCAGCAGCUUCUGAUACCACCAUUAAACAGCUGGAGGAAGCUGUGCAGAGGCUCGAAAUAGAGAAUGCCAGGCUGGAAGCGGCUGCAAAGCAACAGUCCAACAAAAUCGAGUCACUUCAGAAAGGAGCUCAGGAAGCUGCCAUGGUCAGAGGUCAUUUGGAGGACUUGGUUACAAACCUCCAAAGCAGUAAGAUGACUUUGGAAGACCAACUCAGUAGAGAGGUCCAGAAGCAAAGCAUGCUGUCUCACACAGCCCAGGACUCUCAGGCCUUGUGGGAGGAGGAGCUGAAAAGUCGCUCUAAGUUAGGACUGCGUCUGGCAGAGCUUGAAAAGGAAAAAGGAGAACUGAAUACCCAGAUGGAAAUAGAGAAGAAGAAAGCAAAGAAAAUAGCAGAACAGAAAAAGGCUGUGGACACUCGUCUGGAUCAAGAGAUGAAGAGAAACACAGAGCUUCAAAAAGAAAUGUACAGGCUGCGUUCUCUAUUGAAGACUGCAAAAAAGAAACUGCGGGAUCAGGACACAGGUGGAGCUGAGUUUGGCUCUCCUAUGAGCAGUCUACGGAUGGACUUGGGGAGACACAGCCAGGCUGAAGGUGGCUUUGGACGAAUGAAAGAAAAGGUGGACGAUUUGCAGGUGCAACUGGAGAGGGAAGUGUCCCGUCGCAACCAGCUAGAGAAGGUGAAUGGUGAGCUUAAGGAUCAGCUGGCCUCCCUGAAAAGCUUCAGCCACAGCACUGAGCAUCUGGAAAAGAGUAAGAGGCAGCUAGAGGAGGAGGUGUUGGACCUGAGGCGCAGAAUGGAGGCCGCUCAGAUGGAGCAGAACCAGCUGGAGCAGUACCGCCGUGAUGCAGAGGAAAGGGCCCGUCAAGAAAUACAACAGAAAUUGGAGCAGGUUAACCUCUUCCUGCAGUCCCAGGCAGCAUCCCAAGAAGCAUUAGAUCAGAUUAAAGCAGCCAAUGAGGCUAACCUGCGCUCUCAGCUGGAGCAGAAGAUCCGGGAGCUGGAGGGAGAACUGGGUCGCGCCCGCACCACCCAGCAAGACAGCCUUAACCAAAGAGACUCCACACGCACCGAGCUAGAGCGAUACCGGCAGCUUUACACUGAGGAGCUGCACCUCCGCAAGUCCCUGGCUGCUAAACUAGAGAGGUCCAACAGUCGGCUUGCAGAAGCCAAUUCCAAGUUGCUCAAUGAGCGCAGCAGGUCUCUUAUCACCAGCAGCAUUGCAAACGGUAGCCUUGGAGGGCCCUCGCUGGACGUGGGCACUUUGGGUUCACCAGCAAACUAUGGGGCCCCACUGGGGCCCCUCAACAGAAGCCUCGGCCUGGGACUCUCCCUUCUCAGCCCUGUGACUGAGGGACAGAACAGCAGGGUGGAGGACUAUCUGGCCAAGAUGCAGAGUGAGUUGGAUAGAAACAUAUCAAAGGAAUUAAACAAUGCCACAGCAGAGCUGGACAUUGCCUCUGCCCGUAUGUCCCCUGUGGGCUCGGCCUCGAGGGUGGAGCUGGACCCCGUCAGCAGGGCGACGCAGCAGUACUUGGAGGUACUGAAGAAAAACAAUAUGAUCUGACCACACAUCACAGCUGCUUGUAUAUACUCAAAUGCAGAUGUUGUAUUUCAGCCAUUAAAGCACCAACUUAAAGGCCAAAGCCACAGCCUAGUCAUAUAACUACAAGAUUCCAACUAUGUAUUGUCUUUUAUGAAAGAAAGCGAACAGAAUGCACAUUGCACUUAACCACUCAGGAACAGAGGGCAUGAGUCAUAUAUAUAUGUUGCAUUGUUGAUGGGUACAAUUAGAGAAAACCUCAAAAGUAUUUGUUGCUUCUGACUAAUUCCGUUCCAUCUGUAACUGUUUUGUUUCUAUUAGCGCAAUAUAUAUAGAGAGAAUCGUAGUUUGAAUUUUUAUUUGUGAAUAUUGGUGUUGCUAAAUUUUAAGUAUUUGAUGUAUGCAUCAUUAUUAAUUUUUGCCAAGAUAUUACAUUUGGUAUGUGCCAUCAAAUGGUGCAAUAUCUGUCUUGGUCUUACUUUAUUAGACUUAUUGGCGUAUUGUGUUUUAUGAUUAUUUUAUUUAUUCUUUUUGUUUCCAAAUGAACAUGAUAUACUUGAAUAAGACGAGCUGGAAUACUCUCUGGCUAUUGAAACAGGGUGACUACAUUUGUAUAGCUAUCAUUUCAGCUUUUGCUUGGCUUGAUUUUAGGGCCACCAAAAGCGAAAUAGAUUCAUUUUGAUUCAUAAAUACUCUAACAAAAUACAUAUAGGAAAACAUUUAUGACGCCUGUACAUUACAGAAGACUCUUAAGUUGUAAAUAAAACUGCAGAAAACCUUAAA